AUGUUUAUCGUCUUUUUCCCUAUCUUGGUGGAUAUCCUUCACCACAUUGGUUGGAUCAAGACUGUAAAGAUACUUAUACCUUUCUUCCUACUAGCUGUUAGUAGUACACUGCUUGUUUGGGUCUCGAUGGCAGCAUUUGUCCGGCGGAAGUUGGUCUUGUGGUCUGAUGGAGAUCCCAAAGUUGAGAAAACGCUACUGGGAAGACCUCUACUCUACCCAGCACGUCUAACCCAUGCUCGCUUCUUUCCAGAGAAGUACCAUUACUGGAUCAACUAUUUCCUCGUUGGGGUUCCCGUUGGACUUGGAGGUCGUGUUGGGGCUGUGAUGUCCAUUGAAAGUGAUCAAUCAAACCAACACACCCCAGUCACAAUUCCUUUCCAGUCUUUUGUGAAGAGGGUUUUUCGGAUCCCACUUUGGUUCAGAAUUGACACUAGUUGGUAUCUUCACCGUGGAGAUGGUCAUCUAACCUUGGCCGCAAAACUAGAACAUUUCUUGAAAGAACGGGGCGAGAAUCCAAGCCACUAUCCUUAUGCAUAUCUCAUCAGCAUCCCUCAGUUUCUCUGGUGGGCUAAAAGCCCGAUAUCUUAUUGGUAUCUCUACUCGCCUCUCAAAGAGCUCAGUGGUAUCAUCAUGGAAAUCAACAACUCAUACGGCGAAAAGAAGAACGCGUUCUGUCGAUUAACCAAGGAAGACUCUUCCUGUUACGAGAAAUCGAAAGCUUGCGAGGUUUUCAGCACUGUUUCAGGAAGCGGGCCUCAUGGUGAUCAACUCGUCCGGUUCACAUCAUCGGCUCCCACAGCCAAGUACUACAAGGGCAGCUGGGAGAAAGACAUCUUUGCUUCACCUUUCGAGAAAGUUGAAGGCGGAUUUGCCCUUCGUUUCAUGGAUCCAUUAGAUCCAGCACCUGAGAAAGGCGGCCCUCUCCACUCCAAUAUGACCCUUAUGAGCACCUCUGGCAAGCCCAAGAUCUCUAGUCGUCUCUUUUCCGUUGCUGCUCCAAUUGACCCUCUUCUGGUGUCGUCUCGGGAGCUGGCGAGCUUUCUUCUCAGCUGGUCAUUUGUUGUGCCAGUAUCGAUUGGUCGGAUUGUGGUAGAGGCACUCCGUAUUCGAUUCAGAGGCAAUAUGCCUUACUUGAACAAACCGGACGUGAAGAAGGGAAACAUCCCACGUAAUGCCUCGGAAACAGAGAGGGUUUUGGAGCCUUUCUUCCGGCUGUACCUCUCCCACCUUGUGAAGACAUGCCCUUUUCCCUUGACGGUGAUCUAUACACCUGCCAAAUCACUACAUCUCCACCCCAUGACAAUGAACUCCCCAGCCAAAACUUUUACCUCCGCGCCUCCCCCUACCCUCGAAGUACAGCCUCUUACACCCCAGUUCUAUACAAAUAUCCUGAAAUACGCAGAUGCCAAAACUGGGGUUUUCGCCGAAAUGGAGAACUUCCCCCAGAUCUCUGAUCCGGUAUCCCAGCGCCUAUGGACAUCCGAUCCAGCCAUGUUGCAGAGAUUGAUUGAAUCAGCAGCAGACUCGCCUAACGCCAAGGUAUCUCAACCCCCCCUUGACUCAAGUCUCCGCUGA
Messenger RNA from Penicillium mononematosum, 1575 nucleotides. RefSeq lists its product as uncharacterized. The record is from RefSeq and is a predicted model, not a curated record. The transcript has 3 exons. The coding region runs from base 1 to 1575 and encodes 524 amino acids. Lineage: Eukaryota; Fungi; Ascomycota; Eurotiomycetes; Eurotiales; Aspergillaceae.